GCGCUCCGCCCCCUCUCAGUCACUCCCAAGAUGGCGGACCUACUGGGCUCCAUCCUGAGCUCCAUGGAAAAGCCACCCAGCCUCGGGGACCAGGAGACUCGGCGCAAGGCCCGAGAGCAGGCUGCCCGCCUGAAGAAACUACAGGAGCAAGAGAAACAACAGAAAGUGGAGUUCCGUAAAAGGAUGGAAAAAGAGGUAUCAGAUUUCAUCCAGGACAGUGGGCAGGUCAAGAAAAAGUUUCAGCCAAUGAACAAGAUAGAGAGGAGUAUACUACAUGAUGUAGUGGAAGUGGCUGGCCUGACAUCCUUCUCUUUUGGGGAAGAUGAUGAGUGUCGCUAUGUCAUGAUCUUCAAAAAGGAGUUUGCACCCUCAGAUGAAGAACUAGAUUCCUAUCGCCGUGGUGAGGAGUGGGAUUCCCAGAAGGCUGAAGAGAAACGGAAGCUGAAAGAGAUGGCACAGCGACAAGAAGAGGAGGCAGCUCAGCAGGGACCGGUAGUGGUGAGCCCUACGAGUGACUACAAGGACAAGUACAGCCACCUUAUUGGCAAGGGGGCAGCCAAGGAUGCAGCCCACAUGCUACAGGCCAACAAGACCUACGGCUGUGUGCCUGUGGCCAACAAGAGGGACACACGCUCCAUUGAAGAGGCCAUGAAUGAGAUCCGAGCCAAGAAGCGUCUGCGGCAGAGUGGGGAAGAUUUGCCGCCUACCUCCUAGGAGCCCCAGCUCCCUUUGACCCCUGGGCAGGGGAGGAGAGGGGAUAAAGCUGCUAUUAGAACCCAUCUUGAAGUCCCACCUCUUAACCACUUUCAACAGUGGUUACUCAGACUGGGAGAAGCAGAUGUUUGUCACUUUUGGAUCUUAGGUGAGUGAAUGACUGAGUGACUGAUCAUGUGUGUGUGUAAGUUUGAAAGUAUAGGUGGGUAUUUAAUCUGUAUUAUUCUCAGUUCUCCUUGGAAUUUUCUUCCCUGUGAAACUGGGCUACUUUACAUUUAAUAAACAGUUUGACCCAA
Suncus etruscus (white-toothed pygmy shrew) is the source of this 1010-nucleotide messenger RNA. It is a transcript of the gene SPAG7, whose product is annotated as sperm associated antigen 7. Gene Ontology annotation, molecular function: nucleic acid binding. The transcript is spliced from 7 exons. The record is from RefSeq and is a predicted model, not a curated record. Bases 31 to 714 code for a protein of 227 amino acids. Lineage: Eukaryota; Metazoa; Chordata; Mammalia; Eulipotyphla; Soricidae.